AUGCGAGAUCUCAUCUCUUUCAAGCCGUCCCGCUCCCGCAUCUCUCUCAUCGCCGGCCUCUUCCACACCCUCCAGGGCACUUGGAAUCUCGACCGGAAGCUACAAAGUGACGAUCCCACCGCACCGUCAGGUCGAUGCUCGGGCAAGGCUACAUUCACUCCGACGCCGCCUUCUGCCGUCAUCGACUCGGACGGUAAGCUGCAACUGGCCGACGCGGAACUCCUGUACCAUGAACAAGGAGAAUUUGAGAUGGCCACGGCCACGGCCGCCCAGCAAAGUCCUCUCCCUCUCAAAUUCCCCUUUUCGAGGAAAUAUAUUUGGCGCCUCAAGCGGCUGGACGACGGCGAUGACGCCCUGACCAUCAGCGUAUGGUUCACCAAGCCAGGAACCAACAUGAUCGACUACCUGUUUCACCAAAUCGACCUACCUCUUUCCCAGGACGACGGUGACGACACCGACACCGACACCGUCCUGUUGCUGCACGGCACCGGAGGCCAUCUCUGUGUCGCAGACUUCUACAGCACCGCUUACUCAUUCUCACUGUCUCGGACUGCUGGCCCCUCUGCCACUGCCAUGCUGUCUUCUUGGAGUACAUUACAUGAAGUCCGCGGCCCGAAGAAAGACCAGGUAAUCGAGACGAAAUUCACCAGAGCAUGA
Capronia epimyces CBS 606.96 is the source of this 657-nucleotide messenger RNA. RefSeq lists its product as uncharacterized. The transcript has a single exon. The record is from RefSeq and is a predicted model, not a curated record. Lineage: Eukaryota; Fungi; Ascomycota; Eurotiomycetes; Chaetothyriales; Herpotrichiellaceae. The coding region runs from base 1 to 657 and encodes 218 amino acids.